GUUGCAAACAAUCACUGAUCAAGAAACUGAGCUGAUUACCACCUUCCUUUCCCCUUAUGAGCGCAUUCGUCACCCGAUGAUGACUUCAGUCUGCGACGACCUGUGGCUUACCCCUUCCCUCGAUACUUGACUACCAAUGCCCGUCUCCUGCCAAACCAAUAUGCUACCUUCGCUUCAGGCAGUUGCCAUUCUCGAUAAAAGCCAACCUCACUUGCAACUUGUGCCAUGAAAGAGGAAAGAAAGGACAUAAUAAUGCCGAGCAGGCGCGCAUGUUCCUUGCAAAAGGAUUCUCCUCUUCUUCUCUUCUUAUCAUUCAUCUUCUCAUCCUCUCGUCUCGAUUUCCAUUGCCUAUCACAUUGCCUUCGUUGCAGAACGGCCUACCUCCUUUCACACGGAGUCGUUAUUUCUUGACCUGGGAGCCCUCCAGUCUCCCAGCCCAUACCAAGUCAGAGUUCUCCAGUCCGGCACUCAUCUCUGACGUUGGAACUCGCCGAAGACUCGCAAAAUCAUACAAAACCCAGGACAAGACAACUUCCUUUCCCAUAUUCAGUUCGCUCGGGUUCGAUUUAGAUCUGAUCAAUCUUACUCUUCAGCAAGAAGGUUCAGAUUUUGCCGUCUUGCAGUUCACCUCUGAGCUAUCUAACGGAGAAGCACCUUCCGGUGAUGUUGAUGCUGAUGAUAAUGAUGAUGAUGGCCUCUACGACCACACUCUCAGCAGCUCCCACUUAUCACAGGCUCUGCCUGCGCAAUCUGGGAGUCCUGAGGAGCCUUAUCCUAAGACAAUCUUCGAUAUACAAGACUGUGAAAAUGCUAAUAUCACGUCCCUUGACAAUUUCGACUUAUCUCUUAAAGCUCUUAAGGGCCCUGGGAGUGGUCUCGAUUCUUGGUCAUCCCCCAUUCAGCUCGUUGCAACAUAUGGUGAAGAUCUUCGGACUUUGUCAACUUACUGCAGAAUAUUUUGGCAGUUUGAAGAGUCUGGAGAAGUCCAACGUUUUCUGGAGAUUCAUGAGUGGUGCCCCCUGGAUGCGGGUGGAUUUCCCCUAUUGUCGCCCAAUCAGAGUCAUGGGAAAUGAGACCGCGAUUCUUAUUGUACUUCAAUGUCCGAGACAACAUCUGCCACUCAACCCCGCUUAGCCCAAUCCCGCUUGUUUCACAGACAUGUUUAUUGCGGCUGUUGUCUCUUGUGAAUUUCGACAAAACAGGUGUCAAAUAUGUCGUCAUGGAUUUCCGAAAGGAGUGCCGUAGGAAUCAAGAAGAUUGCCGUUGUCCAAUCCUCAACAGGACCGAGAUCGAAGUUUGCGGGAUUGCCAUGAUGACAGAGGUCUUCAUAGCACGCAACAUCUACGGGGUCAAGUUUGCCGCCACGGCCGCGAUUUCAGCCAGCGAAUCAAACGCCAUUCACUAAAUUGCCAGAGACAAAUCUUUUGAACCUUUACUCGGCACUCUCUACAGUACACAGUGGCA
Messenger RNA from Fusarium oxysporum Fo47, 1464 nucleotides. RefSeq lists its product as uncharacterized. The transcript is spliced from 4 exons. The coding region runs from base 270 to 1073 and encodes 267 amino acids. NCBI's taxonomy places the organism in Eukaryota, Fungi, Ascomycota, Sordariomycetes, Hypocreales, Nectriaceae. The record is from RefSeq and is a predicted model, not a curated record.